Molecule: messenger RNA, 827 nt
Organism: Culicoides brevitarsis
Lineage: Eukaryota; Metazoa; Arthropoda; Insecta; Diptera; Ceratopogonidae
Exons: 3
Coding region: 69-791 (240 amino acids)
Molecular function (GO): N-acetyltransferase activity
Source: RefSeq, a predicted model, not a curated record
CGGAAACAUGUCACUUUAGUGAGAGACGUUGAACGAAAAAGACCCAAAAAUUAUUUUUUAACGAAAAAAUGUCUUGGACACGACCAUCAAACAUUCCCUUUCCCUCUGUGUGGCACACUUUCAAGGCAAAGGACUUGGAUAGCGAUGAAUUGGUCGAGUAUCGCGUGCAAGACAUGCCUCCGGAAUAUCAUCAAAAAGCUAUGGAUUUAAUGCAAUUCGAUUUUUUGAGAGAUGAAGUAUUGUGUGCUUCAACAGAAAUUAGUAAAGAUGAAGUGUCGCUUAAGGAAAUUUUAGAACUUUGGCAACAAAUGUUGAAAGGAAAUACUGUGCUGGCAUGUUUCCGUGAAAAUUCUGAUGAACUUGUCGGAUUGAAUAUGGUGAUGGUUGAAACGAAAGACAACCCGGAAUCAAAAGAUUACGAUAAAAAGAUCCGCGGCGAAAAAUGGAAAAUCGUCUACGGAGCCGUAAAAGAACUCAUCAACCGUUGUAAUGUCUUCGAAAAAUACAACGUCGACAAAUACUUGGGAGCAAUGGGCCUAUCUGUCGACACAAAAUACCGAGGACGAGGAAUCGGAGUUGAAAUUUUAAAAGCUCGCGUUCCUAUGUGCAAAGCUCUUGGCAUUUCCCUAACUUCAACUGUUUUUACUGGCAUCGCAAGUCAAAAACAGGCAAUUCGCGCCGGAUUUACUGACGACGUCGAAGUGGAUUACAGCGAAUUGAACCGCUUGGGAUACCAUUUACCGGGCGUCAAAGUCAAAUCCAUCAAAUUAAUGAGUUUGGAAAUAAAAUAAAAACUUACCUGAGGCAAUUGGCGAUCUUCUUCCGAC